Messenger RNA from Salvelinus fontinalis (brook trout), 4669 nucleotides. Its product is annotated as proprotein convertase subtilisin/kexin type 5-like. Gene Ontology annotation, biological process: peptide hormone processing. Gene Ontology annotation, molecular function: serine-type endopeptidase activity. The record is from RefSeq and is a predicted model, not a curated record. Bases 403 to 3219 code for a protein of 938 amino acids. Gene Ontology annotation, cellular component: Golgi membrane; trans-Golgi network. Lineage: Eukaryota; Metazoa; Chordata; Actinopteri; Salmoniformes; Salmonidae. The transcript has 21 exons.
GCAUUAGUCGUUCUUACUCUUCAGAGUGUCGCUCGUUUUUUUCCGCCACUGUAAAGGGAGAAUGAGAACCACCAUCCGAGUUCUGGGUGAAAGAAAUUAACCCAGAGCACUGUAUUCAGACCAUAGAUUCAGCCAUAUCAUCCUCACUGCUGCUACGGAGAAAUACUCAGACAAACGCAAACUUCGAACUCUCCAUGCACGCGGAGAACACAGAACAGGACUGUCUAACGGGCUUUUGGGCAUUUUUCGGUUUCCGUUUUUUUCUGUCCUUGCGUGUAGUCUAUGUGGAGCGAACAGUUAUACGAUAAUCUUGCUUGCACUGCCUGCGGCGAGAAGAGAAGUUUGGUUGUUUGCCUGUCGGAAGGGGGACACACGGGAGGCUCGUGGGAAAAGUAGCGGAAGAUGGUUUGGAACGCCGCUUUGAGAAUAGUCUUGAUGUGCGUCCUGGCGCUCUUGCUCGGUUUUACGUCUGUCCGGUGCAAAGCUCGGAUUUACACCAACCAUUGGGCUGUACGGAUAAACGGGGGACACGACAUCGCUGAUCGGAUAGCGGGCAAAUAUGGCUAUAAGAAUAUGGGACAGAUUGGCGACCUGAAGGACCACUAUCACUUCUUUCACAGCAGGACCAUCAAAAGAUCGACGCUGUCCAGUCGCGGUGGCCACAGCUUCAUCUCGAUGGAGCCCAAGGUGGAGUGGAUUCAGCAGCAGGUGGUGAAGAGGCGGAUCAAGAGGGAUUACAAGGCGGCCCCUCAUCCUCUCUCCAGCCCCGCCCAGACUAGCCCCGCCCAGUCCAUCUUCUUUAACGACGCCAAGUGGAGCAGUAUGUGGUACAUCCACUGUAACGAUGACAUCCAUAACUGCCAGUCAGACAUGAACAUAGUGGGUGCGUGGAAGAGGGGCUACACGGGGAAAGACGUGGUGGUCACCAUCCUGGAUGACGGCAUAGAGAGGAACCACCCCGACCUCAUUCAGAACUACGACAACCAGGCCAGUUAUGAUGUCAACGGGAAUGACAUGGACCCCAUGCCCCGUUAUGAUGCCAGCAAUGAGAACAAGCAUGGAACACGCUGUGCUGGGGAAGUUGCUGCAUCUGCUAACAACUCCCAUUGCACUGUGGGAAUUGCCUACAACGCACGGAUAGGGGGGGUGCGGAUGCUGGACGGUGAUGUGACAGACAUGGUGGAGGCCAAGUCUCUGAGUCUGCAGCCGCAGCACAUUGACAUCUACAGCGCCAGCUGGGGUCCUGAUGACGACGGCAAGACCGUGGACGGCCCCGCCUCCCUGGCAAGGCAGGCCUUCGAGAACGGCAUCCGCAUGGUGCGUCUCUCUCACACACACACACACACACACACACACACACACACACACACACACACACACACAGUAGACAUGCACAUUAAGUAUACACACUUAUACCCACGAUCAAAACACCAAUUCGCUCUCAGAAGAAGACUGGGGCGAAGAAUACACAUUGACUUGGACAAACGCAGGCAACCUGGAGGAUGCCGCUGCCGACCGGUCCACCUGGCGGCAGCUCUGCCAGAGCGGUGUACAGAGGCGGGAGGAGGAGAGGAGCACAAAGAAACAAUCACCACAGAUCUGCGGCAGCGCUGCACAGACAGCCACACGGGGACCUCAGCGUCUGCUCCUAUGGCAGCUGGGAUCAUCGCGCUGGCCCUGGAGGCUAAUCCUCUGUUGUCGUGGAGGGAUGUUCAGCACAUCAUUGUCAAGACGUCUCGAGCCGGCCACCUCAACGCCCCUGACUGGAAGACCAACGCUGCUGGAUACAACGUCAGCCACCUGUAUGGCUUUGGCCUGAUGGAUGCGGAGGCUAUGGUGAAGGAGGCGGAGCGAUGGAAGCAGGUCCCCGCCCAGCACAUCUGUGUAGAGAGUGCCGACCGCCAGAUCAGGACGAUCCGCCCAGAGCACCUGGUGCGCUCCGUGUACAAGGCCACCGGCUGCAUCGACAACUUCAACCACCAUGUCAUCUACCUGGAGCAUGUGGUCGUACGCAUCACCAUCACGCACCCACGCCGUGGCGACCUGUCUAUCAACCUCACGUCGCCCUCGGGAACCAAGUCCCAGCUGCUCGCCAACAGGUUGUUUGACCACUCCAUGGAGGGUUUUAAGAACUGGGAGUUUAUGACCACUCACUGCUGGGGAGAGAAGGCGGCUGGGGACUGGAUCCUGGAGAUCCAUGACUCCCCCUCGCAGCUCCGCAGCCAGAAAGUCCCAGGCAAGCUGAAGGAGUGGUCCCUGGUGCUUUAUGGCACCUCUGUGCACCCGUACUCCUCCAUGCGCAGCGACAAGCCCCGCUCGGCCGAGCCCCCUGCAGACGAAGAGUUCAUUGAGGAGUACAACGGGCUCUGUGACAGUGAGUGCAACGAGAACGGCUGUGAAGGCCCCGGACCUCACCAGUGCAUCAACUGCCUCCAUUACUUCCUCAAGUUCAAGAACAACACCAGGACGUGCGUAUCGGAGUGCCCCUCCGGGUUUUUCCGCGACGACAGGAAGCGCUGUAAGAAGUGUUCGUCUGUGUGUGAGACAUGUGUUGGUAGUCGUAGCGACCAGUGCUCCACCUGCAGGCCGGGCUUCCACCUUAACGAGGGUUCCAACACCUGCGUGGCCAGCUGUGUGGACGGCUUCUAUCUGGACCACGAUUCCAACAUGUGCAGGAGAUGCAACGAAAUCUGCAAGAAGUGCAUCACGUCUAAUAUCUGCACCGAAUGCAAACCAGGGACGAGUCUUCAGGGGAAUAGAUGUCAGAUGACCUGUGACCCCGGGACCUACUACAAUGGCCACAGGAGGACCUGCGUGCCGUGCCACCAAGUGUGUGCCACCUGUGCAGGCACGGGGAUGGAGGCGUGUAUCAAGUGUGCAGAGAGCUACUUAAUGGAGGAGUGGCGCUGUGUGUCCACAUGCAGCGUGGGAUACUACAUGGCCGAGCAGACCUUGGACAAUGGCGACGUCAACAAGUCCUGCAGGAAGUGUGACCACAGCUGCUACUCCUGCACAGGGCCCGGCGAGACGAACUGCAGCACCUGUGUGAACGGCUAUAACCUAGAGGCAGGAGUGUGUGUGGUCAGCACCAUCUGCAAAGAUGCAAAUGAAGAAUUUUGGGCGGAAGGCAGUUUCUGUGUGCUCGUGAAAAAGAACAAUCUGUGCCAGAGGAAAGUGCUGCAGCAACUGUGCUGUAGAACAUGCUCGCUAAAAGGGUGACUGGACAUCCCGCGAAGGGGAUGGGGGGGGGGCGGCACCCCUCUACCCCAGCCUGCUCACUCAGUUACAUAAUUUAUAAGAAAAUAUGUGCCUCUUAAGGGACUACGUCGGAGGUGUGAUGACAGAACUACAACAAACCUACCUUUUCCUGUUCUGGGACAUGUGGUCAGGGCGACAGUAGCAACUGGGCCUUACUAAAAAAAUGAAAACAAAUAAUGUGUCGGUAUUUUGUGACCAAAGCAUCGAUGCCAAAAUAAUUGUACCCUUUUCCAGUGUAGGAUGUGUAGGUUGCCGGAGGAACCUUUUGAAUCUGUUUCCCUUCGUGUUCCCCUCCUCGUCAAGAUUAACAAUGCACAGGUGAAAGCUGAUGAACGUACCAACUCCCGGCUGUGUGUUUGUAAAUAAACGUAAAAGCUCACUCAAUAAUGUGAAAACUGUCUGGGUUAAGUUUGCUAUCUGCUAAGUGAGGAUACAUGCGCACAUGAACGCACGCGCACGCACACAGCAGGAUUGUGCAAACACUUGAAUUGAUAGUUGCGAAAAUCAUGUCCCCAUUCUACAUGUAGCCAUUGUGUGCCACAGGAAUUAGAGGUUGCUAAACUGUCAUCUAUGUUUCAGGUAGUGUGUGCGUGUGAGAGAGGAAAUGUUACAGGUACCUUUGACUCACUUAGGUUCAGACAAAUCAUUCCACACCACAUUACCUAAAUCGGGGUCAUGUUUAUUAGGCACAACCUGAUCUCGUCCAAUAGGAAACACUUGUUUGUUUUUUUUGGUACAUUUUUUUUAAAUUGCGUGCCCUAAUGAACAAGACCCAUAUCUUACUGCUACAUGAGACUAUGGGGCCAUUGCACUUUCACAAACAGCAGCACGAUCAGGGCUUUAUUCCACAACAUUGCACGGUUACGUCAUUGCAUUCAAACAGAGUUGGUACUGUAUUGACCUUGAUCAUCUAACGAUUUUGAUAUGAUAGAUGUUUUUGGUGGACUUUUUCAAUUUUAUUCUAUCCUUGCGAGCUGCCACACAUUCAAGACAUGUCCGUGACACUUUAGCAAACGGCAUGCAUUUCAUAAAGGUCAUGCUCAUUAGGCACCAAACGGAAGAAAACAGAUUGCAUGACGUAUUGAAAUGUUUUCUGUUGUGUGCUCCGAUGAACACGACUCAGGUUGUAAGCGCCUCUGAGAGUCCAUGACAAUGGUUGGUGCUGCAAAAUGUAACCACGGUCUGUCUCUGUCAUAUACAGGCUAUGGGACUCAACUUUUGUAGUGGUUGAGGAAAAACCUGUUGAUAAAUCCUGUUCCAGAAGGCAUACUGAGGUGGAUACAGCACUGUGUUCCAAUAAAGAUUCUCAAUGUGGGUUUAUACCUUUUGAACAAUUACUGUAGUUGUGUUGUACUGAUGAUUUUGAUUUGAAAUAAAAAUUGAUUGAUCCCUUUGGAUGAACAAAAAUGUA